Molecule: messenger RNA, 3216 nt
Organism: Daphnia pulicaria
Lineage: Eukaryota; Metazoa; Arthropoda; Branchiopoda; Diplostraca; Daphniidae
Product: asparagine synthetase domain-containing protein 1-like
Exons: 8
Coding region: 290-1990 (566 amino acids)
Molecular function (GO): asparagine synthase (glutamine-hydrolyzing) activity
Source: RefSeq, a predicted model, not a curated record
UACAGAGUACAGUUAAGAUGUCACAGUUUUACCGGUCGUCUUCGUUUGCGGCUAGUGCAGUCAUUUUAUGCUUUUUAAGGGUUUGUUCUUGGCAUGGGCAUGCCAAACAUGCUGCAUAAUUUUCUAAGCACCUAUUUUUUUAAAAAUUCAUUUAACCACGAAGUUCUCUGGCAUUGUUGUUCGAAAUAUAAAUAAAAGCAGACGACAAUUUUGGGGGAAAUUCAAGCUAGUCGUGGACUCGCGACAGGUGUAUAGGUUACGCUGUACAGACUGAAGAUAUCGACUGAAAAUGUGUGGAAUUCUAUUAUGUGUCACAACCAAGUCAGAGGAUCACAAGUGCACUAAACAACUGAAUGAAAAUAAAGUUGUACUGGAACGAAGAGGUCCAGAUGCUAGUCAUGAAAUUGAAAUUGACUUAUCAACAUCUUGGAAAGCAACAUUUUCCGGCCAUACCUUAUGGCUACAAGGUGAUUUUCCUGUUCCACAACCAUUGGUAGACUCAAGAGGCAAUAUCCUUCUAUGGAAUGGGGAUGUUUUUUACAGUCGAAUUGGAGAUGAACACAUUCCAAACGGACAUUCAGACACAAAAUUUCUUUUAGACAAACUUGAAAAUGUUGAAACAGUGGAAGAAAUAUGUAACACUUUGGAAAUCAUAAAAGGACCCUGGUCGCUGAUUUAUUACAAGAAAAGCCUUAAUCGAAUAAUUACUGGAAGAGACAGGUUUGGAAGACAUAGUUUACUCUGGAAUUGCUUAAAUGGGGAUGGGGAACUCACCUGUCCUCAAUUAAUAAUUUCAUCCUCAUCACAAUGCUCCACAUUAUGUGAAAUACCUGCUUCCAGUUUGUACCAAAUCAGCUUUGAAAACACCAUUUCAGUUAAAAAGGUCUACUCGCGGAAUCCAUAUGCUAUAAACAAGAAGCCUGUCUCUGACCACGAAUUUUUUGGUUGGAUUCCUGAUUUGUUGGACAACACAUCUUCUGAUCAAAUUAUUAGUGAUUACUUGAACAUUUGGCAAAAGGAAGUAGAAGGAUUGAAAGCCGCUCUGUUGGAUUCAAUCAAAUCUCGAGUUCAUUGCCAGCCAAUGCUUUGUAAGGCGUGCGUGCUACUGCAUCUCAAUGGAAAUCAAAUCAAGUGCACCCAUUCAAAAGUGGCCAUUCUAUUCUCCGGUGGAUUGGACUCGAGUGUUCUAGCUGCACUUACGGAUCGUGUCUGGCCAGAAAACGAAUCCAUUGAUCUACUGAAUGUAGCAUUUCCAUUACGCACCAAGAAUAAUCUCACCGCUAACAAAUUUGAUGUCCCUGACCGUUUGACUGGUCUCCAAGCGUUAGAAGAAUUACAGAAGCUCAACCCCUCUCGGAAAUGGAAUUUUUGCAAAAUCAACGUGGAAUUGGAAGAGUUACUAGAAAUGAGGAAGUCGAGGAUCGCGACGCUCAUUCAUCCAGCCUCAACCGUCCUCGACGACAGCAUCGGUUGUGCCCAAUGGUUCGCCACUCGUGGGCGAGGUGUUUUGACCUCGAACAAUGAGGAAUACGUAUCUCCGGCCAGGGUUGUUUUGAUGGGUGCAGGAGCGGACGAACAAAUGGCUGGUUACGCUCGGCAUCGCCAAAAAUUCGCAAAUGGGGGCUGGUCGUUGCUUGUCUCCGAGAUCGAAAUGGAAAUGAACCGAAUAUCAGAGCGAAAUCUCGGUCGCGACAACCGUAUAUUAGCCGAUCAUGGCAGAGCUCCAAGAUUGCCGUACCUCGACGAAAUGGUUGUUGAAUAUCUAGCUCAGUUGCCGAUCUGGACUAAGGUCGAUCUAAGGUUGCCGAUCGGCUUGGGCGAUAAAAUCAUCCUUAGAGCACUUGCCUUUCAGAUGGGAUUGAAUAAAACGGCCAUUGAACCGAAACGAGCCAUUCAGUUUGGAUCAAGAAUUGCAAAAACCGAAGCCAGAAAAGAAAAAGGUUCCCAAAUAUGUGAUCGAUUAACCAAAUCUCUCGUUUUGGAACAAUAAGGUUAUUUUUUAUUAAUACAUCAAAUUGUACAUUUAAUUCGUUUAAACUCUAGAUUUAAAAAAUAUUAAAAAAAAAAAAAAAAUUUUUAGCGCGUAAAAUAUGUUCCCGGGUUGAUUUGUUUGUCAUUGACAGUAGGUCCUGAUUGGGCGUUUUAAUUACCCUCAAGCGGGACUCGUGUAAACAUGGGAAGGGGAAGGCCAUUAGAGACAAGUUUUUGUGUGCGGCAAGGUCGGAGGGUAUUUGAGAAUUCCUGACGUAAAAUAUUGAAAAGAGAGAGGGAGCAAACGUCAGUUGUGUGCACGAGUUCAUUUCUGAUGGUCGCCAUUGUUCAACUUGUUCAACUGCAGCCGAGAAUAAAUAACUUGUUCACGGAGAUCUCAUCGUUCGACACUGCCAGGUAGUUACUUUCUCUCUGCUGUACCACUCGAAAAUAAGUAUGUCGAAUUCAUCGCCGAGAGGUCUGGCCACGGCCACUGUGGAACUAGUACGUGAUACUUCGCGUCGUUUAAGUGCCGACCUGCGUGACAUGAGUCGUGAUUUCGGCAACGAGUUUCGUAACAUGGGCCGAGAAAUUCGUGACAUUCAUCGAGAGAUUGGCCAACGUUUCCGCAGUUCAUCGUUACAAGGCGUUCCACGCAUCGAGAUCCCUCGCAUUGGCUUACCUUCGUUCGCCGAUGGCCCACGCUACACCAACAUGGACGACGUGAUGCUUCCACCAGGACAAGAAUUGGAUCGACUUUUGGACGAUGAUGAGGAGAGCAUGUGGUCGAGCAAUCCACAAUUGUGCUACGAAGAAGAACAAGGUGAAUUCCAAUCCAACAGCAAUCGUCUUUCCAUCAUUCGCUCGCCGAGAACUGAAGAAAUUCUGAAGAAUGUUGAACAAGCUUUACGCAAAACAGAUCAGGCUUUCCGUGACAUGUUGGGAAUGGAGGCAAAGAAGAGCAUGUCGUCUGGCAUGGUAACACCAAAGAACUGCACUAGAGAGCUGCAACAGCGUAUUUCUGCUCCUCCACCAUCUCCAUCCAAUUUCGGCUUAUCUGCCCCGACGAAAUAGUUGACGCCUUUUAUUCCCGUCAAGUCUAAUAAUUAUCUUUCCCUGAUCUAUUUAUUCCUCGAUUUCUACCAUUUUUUUGUAAAGCAUUCAUAGAGAUUCAGCGUUUAGCAAUUAAUAAUCAGAUGUCUAUAUAUUUCACCAUGAAUAAAGGAGCAAAGUUUAUCUUUUGAA